AGACAUUUUUGAGCAUUUUUAGAGAAAUGUUAUUUACAUUAACGACGAAUUCAGAUUUUUUGUGGUAAUCAUCGAAAGGUCGACAGAAAGAUCAAUCCAUUAAUGUAGUAUAUAUGUCCAUGCAUUAUUUACAAACGUUGACCAGUUGAAGUUGUUUGAGAAUGUUCAGCGUUCAAAGAAAAAAUAAUGGAUAUGUUCAUGCCACAGACAUCAUCAUGAUCAUGAACAUAAAAAUAUAUUCAUUAUGAAUCAUGUUUAAAUGUCCUACAAAGAUGGAGAUGAAAUUAAACAUGUGACAGAAUUUUAGCUUGGGAGUAUAACAUUUAAGUGCAUACAGAACAAUUGUUUUCUUACAACACUGAUUUCUAUGAAUACAAAAAUAGGUCGUAGAAUGUUUAUGGUAAAGAGGAACAACCAUGAAUGUCUGCGCUUAAAUCACAAUUCACAUUGGUUUAAAACAUGCUAUUGAAAUAAAAACAAAAAUGUAGGAGAAUCAUCAUUCGAGCUGGACUGUUUUAAUUCAAAUGAAAUAAAAAUGACGUCAUAAUGUAUGGAACCUUGCAUAGCCAUUCUCAGCAAAUUAUUGUACCAUCUAGAGACUCCAGCGGCUUUACAUCAGCACGUGAUGAAGGCAGUAAAAGAUACGGAAAAAUUCAAGAUGGGUUAGAGUCGUCUAUUAGUGUUGAGGGCAGAGCUAGGAUAACAAGGGUAUUGGGUGAGAUUCACAGUUUGACAGAUGUGGAGAAGUUGUUGCUAUACCUUAAGUUACCAACAGGGGUUGUCCAGGAAGACCAAAGUAGACUAACACCACCAUCAUGCCUGCCAACGUCAAACAGGAAAGAGCAGGGAGAGGCUUUCACUUGGAUAAAGAGCCACCUUGAAGAACAUGGAGAUGUUUGUAUGCCUAAAGCAGAGGUGUAUGAUGAAUACAGGCAAUAUUGUGAACAUCAUGACUUACGUCCAUUAUGUAAUGCAGACUUUGGAAAGAUGAUGAAACAAGUGUUCCCAGACAUUAACACCAGGAGACUUGGACAAAGGGGGCAAUCCAAGUAUUUCUAUGGAGGAUUGAGAAAGAAGAUAGAGCAUGCUCCACCCACCUUGCCAGAGUUAGAGAUUACUACAAAAACUAUUGAGAUUGAUUCUAACACCAUUGACAGUGAGAUGUUUAAGUCAUCUUGUCAGCUUGUUUGUGAAUGGGCGGACAAACUUCUUGAUAUGAAAUUCUCGGGUAUCCAGGAAAUUGCUGAACAUCUGAUUGUGAAAGCAUUUGUCAAUACCAAGUCUGUGGCAGCAUUUACUCUGAUAGCAGCAAUGCAAGAGAGUGGAAAAUAUAACCUUAAAGAUUCAGCAUUAUUCAGCAGUCAGCCAAACUCUGGUGGAGACAAACACAAGGAAACGAAUAUACUGUUACAGAGAAAGUUACAACAAAACAAGGAAAUACAAAAGCAGAAAGUAAAGGCUCAGGCAUUAAGAGAAGAGAUUCAGCAACAGAUAGUUAGUCAUGGUAACAACAGCAGUAACAUGCCUGGAUCUAAAACUCCAGUAUCCAGUCAGAGAAAAUCUGCUACUCCAUUGUCUACAUCAGGAUCUGCAGUACAACUCAAGUCUCCCAGAAAUCCAGGCCCACUCUCUAGUCCUGCACCAUCUCCACAGAAAUUUCAGUCACCAAGAAAAUCUGUGUCACCAUGGCAACAACAAAAGACAAUUGAAAGUCAUGGCAAGGGUUCUGUUACUGUUUCUCAGUCAAAUGUAGAAAAUGAAGUUAGUGUGUGUGUAACAGUGCAUGAUGUUGCUAAUGUAAGAAAUGCCAAGAGUGCUUAUACGAUGAAAUCCCAUGAUGGUUGGAAAAACGAUCAACAGCAAAAUGUAGAGAAGCCUUUGGCAAGAAGUCAGUUAUCAAAGGAAAGAGAGAGUGUGAGUUUAGUAAAUGAAAAGGAAGAAGAAUGUGAUGAGGACUUUGAUGGAUAUAAACCAAUGAGCACAGAGAGUAUUUGUGAAGCUAAGACACCGGAGAAUUGCAUGGAAACAGAUCAGUCUGAAUUGACUCAUGUACGAAAAAUUGACUUUGAUGAUUUAGUUGCACAACAUAGUGGUGACAACAAGUCCCAGUAUAACAUAAACACAGUGUCAGAAAAAGUGAACAAUGACAAUACAAAAAGCAGUGUUUCAACAGAUGUGACUGAAUCUUCUGCUGAUAAACUGUCAAAAUCAACUGGAUAUCUCAGUCUAAAGAAAAUGUUAGAGAAUAAAUCAGAAGAUCCGUCUGGUUUGAACAAGUCCUUGGGACAUUUAGGAAAAUCCAAAACUGCUUUGUUUGUAAACCAGUCAACCGUCCCUGGGAGAAGUGCUUUUGUUCCCUUUUCACAGGUUCAGUCCUUGUGCAGGAAAGAAGGUUCCGGCAUUAAUCAGUCAGUUGCUAUGGCAAUACCUAUAAUAAUUCCUUCUGCAGCACAGACUCAGACAAGUCAGACUGUGUCACAGUCUGCAAGCAUUACAAUGAUUGCAUUGCCAACAGAUAUGCAAACCAGUCCAACAAAGAAUCCAUCAGAAAUGAUAAACAAUGAGUCAUUGUUUAAUAUCGUACCUGCAUCUGCCAUAUUUAAGCAAGCGAGUAGUACAGGAAGUACAGAGUUAACAUUUAAAACAUCGACCAUUGAUUCCUCUAGGUCUACUAUAAACAUUCUAAAUCAGGCAAGAGAUGGUACAAAUGUGACUGUAUCAUCUGUAAUGUCCAAAACAACAGGAAGUGAAUGUAUCGUAUCUGUUGCCCAAGGUAUGCAGAAUCUUCCUAAACAGUUGCGCACAAAGUUUACCCCAAUUCGCCCAAAAGCAUCUCCAAAUAAAGCACAACCACAGAAAGAAACAAAAGCAGACAUUCCUACCUAUGAUAAAGAUAAGCGACCAGUUUCUGCAAUUUUAAAAGAAAAGCGAGCAAAAGAGCAAGCAGAAGCUAUAGCGAAAUUUCAAUCCAGCAUACGAUUACCAUAUCAACAAAACAUAUCACUAAGUGGACAGACGUUGAGCACUCUCCAAGGAAUAAAGGCAGGGUCAAGUAACAUACCAGCUAGUGAAGUUGUGAUCAUUGUGAAUAAUCAGCAAGUUAAGCUCCAGCAAGUUGUUGGUCAACAAUGUGUAGCUGAUAAUCCGUCUCUUACAAGUAAAAUGAGUAUAUCUGAUAAGGAUCAUAGAAAUUCAACAGCUGACAGUAUGGGAAUGAAUCAAAUUGAUAAAGCUAAAACUUCCUCAGGAAUGAACACUGCUCCUUCUGAAAACUUAAUGAAUCAGUCUCAGAAUUCUAAUAUGACUUACAUAUCAUUUAGUGACUCAAAAAAUGGUAAAGAAGAUAAUGAAUUUGGACUUGCAGAUAAAGGUUCUACUGAAGUUAAAGAAUUCUCUCCAAUGAGUGAAGACAGGGACAUAACUCCUAUUCUUUGUGAGGAAGAUGAUAGUAAUGAUUUGAGUGAAAAUUUGACCAGAUCUGCAGCAGACUUAAAUAAGACUGAUAGAAAUAAUCAAAGUAAGGUUAGUGAAAUGGAUGCAAAUAAGAAUGUGAAUAUUACAACUGAUAUAGUUGAUCAAAUGUGGCUUGAAACACCAAGAAAAAUACAAAAAUUGAACAUAACGUCACCUUUUCAAGAGGACAGUAUGGUGUUAUUAGGUCGAGAAACACCUGUUAGAAUUUCACAACCACCAGAUCUCAGUCUAAACAGACCAGAAAGUGCUGGUUCUUAUGGAAGGGAAACUCCAUCAGGAGCAAGGAAAAGGAAGUCAUCUGAUUUUCAUGCAAGACAGAAUUUCAAGCGUUUGAAUUCGACUGGAGAGGAGAAUGAAGACUCUCAUAAUGUAUCAUUUGUCCUUAGUCCAGACAGUGAGCCAUCUGUCAGUAUGAAUCCUAGAAGAACACAGUCUUGUACUGUUGAACUUGACUCCGAGACUAAGGUCAAGUAUCAUCCUCAACAGAUCCAUCAACAACAGGUUCAGCAACAGCAGCAGCCAUUGAAGGCAGGAGGCGGAUCUCUUUUACCAGGGUUACAGAGUCCAGAUAUACACAGUCUAGAGCGAGAAGCUUUGAUUGAAUCAUUCCCUAACAGUUUGUAUGCCAUGAAACCACAACACAAGUCGCACAAGAACCAGUCCAGUUCUGUUGGGGUAAGUGCAAAGACACUGAGACAGUCCCAGCAAAAGUUGAUUAAGCAACAGCAGUAUCUUGAUGAAAGAGUGAAAAACUUUCUCCUGACACAAGCAGAGCCAAGCUUUGCAGUUGAAAUUGAAAGUAAUGAAUCAGUCACAAAAACUACAGAUGAGCAAAAGACUGGUCAGAUUUCACCAGGAAGCAAAGCCAGUCUGAAAGCAGAAUCAUUUGUAGUAACAGACAGAGGAAAACCCUACCAGAGGCCAUCCAGUGUAGCUACAGUUAGCAGCAGAAGUUCAAACCAGGAGAUUGAGCCGUCAGGUUUGCCUAGUGAAGUUGCAGACUGGAUCAAUGAAACUAUAGAAAAGAGACAGAAAGAAAACCAGUCUGUAAUGUCUGAACCAGAAUUUAGAAAUUACCAGUCAAUGAAAGCAGAUAGAAAUCCAAAAUUGCUGAACUUUAAAUUUGAAGUUGACAAUUCCAUUCAAAGCGGAAAUAAAACCAGUGUUACUUCUCGAAGUCAAAGUAAAAAUGCAAAAGAAAUUUCAAAUUCUAAGACUUUACGUGAUCUUUCAAAUGACGACAGUAACUUCACUGUCCCUAAGGCACCUCCUGUCUCAAACACUCGCUUAAAAGAUACCUUGCGACUUAACACAGAGAUAUCAUCUGUUAGUCAGAGAUGUCAGUCUUUGCCAAUUUUUGCCUCACCAGUGCAGAGCCCCGUAUCACCAAUGGCACCACCAGUAGGUCAUAUCCAUAGCAACCAAAGAGCUUCAUCUAUGUCACCAAGAGCGCAGGUUACAGAUCAGAGUGCAGAGAUGCUCUCACCAACUUCAUUUGGAAUACUCUCCCCUGUAAGAAGAAGGGAAAUGCGAGAUGCAGGUCACAGAGAGUCUAAACAAGGUACAUAUCUUGCUAGUAUCCAGCAUUCACUGCAGAAGCCUGUUGAUACACCACAUGAUGUUAUCAGUCCACAAGAUACUUCCUUCGGUAAACAUCCACUUGCUGGAGGCAAAAGUAUUCUGCAGAAUAGGAGCAGGGAAUCAUCCAUCGAUGCAGAUGACCGUUUUGUCUCAAAAACACCAUUUUCCGACUCUGGUUAUCAUAGCAGUGGUCCUAGUCCUAUAUUGAAUUCAACACCAGUGUCAGUUGCAGAUCACUCUGACCUUGUGUAUGGUCAAGGAAGAGGUCAUAUGACAUAUAAGCCAUCUAUUGCUGAGUCACCAAUCACUAUGGUUACAGACUAUACUAGUCCAGUUCAACAGCUGUCUCCUCAACAGUCUCCAAACAGGCCACAAUUGACUGUACAUCAACAGAAUGUUUCCAUAGCAACAAGUCAGAUGAAUAACCUUGGCAUGAAUCCAAAUCAGCUUAGGUCUUCAAUUCAUAGUGCAUUUAUUCCAAUUCAAGGAUCUCAUCAUGAUGUUCGAUAUGUUACCCCAAUAAAACCAGUGGUAACUCUACCAAAUAAUAGUGUGGAACAGAGUCCAGGAAGUAAAGACAGUACUGGUGCUCUGUUUGUAGAUGCUAAUCAACCAAUUGCUGGUGCAGAUAUCACUAUGAUCUCUCCAAGAUCAGCUGAUCCACCAUCUUAUGAAGUAGCUAUUAAACACUUGAAGAAAUCCUCUCCUCCAAAGGAUGGAACAAUAAACCAAAGUCAUUCGUCCGAAAUGUUGAACAAAAUUGAUCCAAUUCAAGAACAAAUUCCUCAACUUGACCAGCAGCAGUCGUUGUUGGCAAACAUGGGAAAUGAACAAACAUCCGACAGUUUGGGACCUUUUGCACAAAAACUUAUGAAACUGUCUCAGCAGACACAGGGUGGUGGUAAAGGUUUAAGAACAUUGUUCAGAAGUGAAAUUUUAAGUUCAGCUAAUCAAGUUUCCCUGGUAACAAAUGCAGGAAGUGAGAUGAUUCCUGUUGAAACUGAUCUCAGUAAUGUGUCCGCUACUGUUAAUAAUUGCCAGUCAAAUAUCUCCACUUCAGACAUUGAUCACAAUGGUGCUACAGUAGAUUUUAAUUUCAGCGGAGAUGUGAACAUGUAUGCAAAUAAUCAGUUAAUGAAAAAGAACUUGUUUGAUCAGAGACAAACAAACUGUGUGCUGAAACAAAAUCGUGUUCAUAAAAGUGUGCUUUCAAACACCUAUCCUGAACAUUCCAUGCUCAUUUCAAAUCCUGUAUCAGACACUGUGCUAAAUAUAGAUCCGUCCUUUCAUGCAUCAUCCCAUUUUGGAACAGCCAAUCAGGAAAAGGCUUUGUCAUCUUUACAUAAUCAUCAGUCAGCAAAUUUAAAUUUAAAUGAAAGCAGCCAGCUUUUGAACAAACCAGACUUUUCCCUCCCCACAAGUGAUUUUAAUGAAACUCAAAGAUUUCAAGUGACUAGUACAGAAAUGGGGCUGUUUAAUAACAAUGGUGCUUUUAACAGAGGUGAAAAUACAAGUACUUUAAAAAACCUGUUAAUUGAAGGGAAAUUAGCGAAUGAAGAACUUGAAAUGGUUGUUGAAAAUGGACAAAACAAAUCAGAGGAAAUUUCACAGCAAGAACUGAUAGAUGACAUAGGGUUACCUUGGGAAUCGUUAAGGGAGAUUGAGGGAGACUUCGGAGAUUUUAACAUGUUUUAACUGGUAGAUGAUAAUUACAGUGUCACCAUUAGAAUUCUAUGGGAGAUUAGGGGAGAUCUGAAAGAUUUUUACAUGUUUAACUGAAAUGUUAGAUGAUGUAGUGUCACUAUUAGAAUUAUUACUGGAGACCUUAACUGAAUUGUUAGAUGACGUAGGGAAACUCAGAGAAUCAUUACUGUAGAUUCAGAUUAAUUUGGGAGAUUUUAACAUGGUGCCCAGUUACUGUUUGAUCCUCCUUUACUGUAACAAAGUGUUGUCUUGAUUUCUGUUUAUGUGUAAGAAAAAUCUAUUAAUAUUAUACGUAAGUAAAACUAGAGCUAUCAGGCUGGUAGUAUGAACUGUUUAAAUUUUCAAACUGACUUGAUCAAAUUUCCAUUUAUCUUAAAAAAAAAAAAAAAAUCAGCUUUUUUAAUCCCCCGCCACAAGUGAUGGGGGGGGGGUUAUAGGAAUGGUCUCCGUCCUUCCGUCUGUAACACUUUGUGUCCGCUCUGUAUCUCCUAAACCCCUUGAAGGAUUUUCAUGAAACUUAGGUCAAAUGAUCAUCCCAUCAAGACGAUGUGCAGAACUCAUGUGUCAGCCAUGUCGGCUAAAGGUCAAGGUCACAACUCGAGGUCAAAGGUUUUAGCCUUCUAUUUUAUGUCCACUCUGUUUCUUCUAAACCCCUUGAAGGAUUUUCAUGAAACUUGGGUCAAAUGAUCACCUCAUCAAGACGAUGUGCAGAACUCAUGAGUCAGCCAUGUCCGCUCAAUGGCCAAGGUUUGAGCUCAGUAUCUCCUAAACUCCUUGAAGGAUUUUCAUGAAACUUGGGUCAAAUGAUCACCUCAUCAAGACGAUGUGCAGAACUCAUGAGUCAGCCAUGUCCGCUCAAGGGCCAAGAUUUGAGCUCAGUAUCUCCUAAACUCCUUGAAGGAUUUUCAUGAAACUUGGGUCAAAUGAUCACCUCAUCAAGACGAUUUGCAGAACUCAUGAAUUAGCCAUGUUGGCUCAAGGUCAAGGUCACAGUGCAAGGUCAAAGGUUUGAGCCUUCCAUUUUGUGUCCGCUCUGUAUCUCCUAAACCCCAUGAAGGAUUUUCAAAUUCAUUGAUGUCGUCAUACAUGGACUAUAAAAUAUACUUAACAACAUUGAUGCUUUCGCCCAAUGCCAUCAACUCUUUCACCAUCCAUAACAGCGGCGGGGGAUAUAGCUGUCCUUCAGACUGCCUUGUUUAAACUUAAAUUUUGGCUUUAUUCUUUGAUUGAUUGUUAUGAAACUAGCAUAAGAGUAACAUCUCCAUGCCAAAAAAUGUAAAAUUAAAAAAAAAUUCAAGAAGAUUUUACUACCACCCUUUGAAACAUUUAGAAUGGUAUGUAGUUAAUAUCUUGAUCUUGGAAAAUAAAGCUACAAUUUGUGAAAAACUGUCACACAUUAGGUGAAUCAAACAGUAGACGAUAUAGUGUCACCAUUAGAAUUGUGGAGAUACAUCAUACAGGGAGAUUUUAACUGAAUUGCUAAAUGACAUCAGGUUUCCAUGGGAAUCAUUACUUGAAAACUGGAAGUUUUUAAUGUUUUACUGAUAAGAUGGAUGAUAAGGGUUACCAUGAGAAUCUACUGGAGAUCUUGUGGAUUUUGAUUGACAAGAGGGAUGGGGAAACAAUUUAGAAAGUUAAGAAGGUCUUUUUUGAUAUGUUAAACAGGCUAGAUGGGAUGUGGUUGCCAUAGGAAACAGUGAGGGGGAUGUUAGGAACAGUAACUUAAUCUAUAUAUUAUAAUGUAUUUUUAGUAGAGAAGUUACUUUGAAUGUAUGUGUUAAGUGUUAAGCUUGAUUUGUUGUGAACAGAUUUGAUGUUAUAUGUAAGAACAUUAUAAAGUGGUGGAAUAAGGGAGAACCUUUAUGAGAGCUUAUUGUUCAGACACAACUAAUGUCUGAUAAGGUAUAAUGAAUAAAGUCAGAAUAAUGCAUCCCUUGAUAAAUUGUUAAUUGUUUUAUUUUCUCGGUAUUUGGAGAGGUCAGUGUUACACUUUUAUGAUGUUUUUCCUUUUAGAUUUAUAAGUUUUUUGUUUGGAUUGCUGUGCAGUUCAGAAGUUUAGAGAAUUUUUAAGGAUAAGUUUCUGUAAAUUUCUCUUACGUGUAAAUUUUUGUUGUUAUUUAUUGAUUCAGAUUUAGUCACAGAAAUGUCUUUUAAGUUGCGUUUAUAUACAAAUUGAACAUCAGUUAAUGUUUCUAUGACUACACUGUACAUGUACAUUUUGAUACAACAAUUUAUAUUUUUGUGUACUAACAUUAUUUUGAAAGACAAAAGGUGUGGCUCAAAAAUGGUUAAUUAUAUAACUAGCACCUGUGUUUUCAAUGCAGAUCUGGUUAUGUUGGUGUAGAGAUUACUGGAAUAGAUAAGGUGUAGGGUGAUAUCAACUCUGAAAUCAAGUUAGUUCUGCAUGUUUUGAUCAAAUAUAAUUCUACAGGGCAAGUUUCCAUACGCUUGUGCGAUAUUCACAGUUUUGAUGACAUUAUAGCAAAAUGAAAAAUUGUCUAUUAUAUCAUCAAAUAUAAUAUAGUGUGUGAAUUAUUUUUGAGGUAUUUGCUUAGUAAUAAUAUAAAUAAUCCACAAAUCAAGUUGAUUUUUAGACAUGAUUUAGAAUUUGAUUGCAUCAACAUUUUUAAGCACCCCUUUAAAAAAGAUUGGAUAUGUUGUUUUGAUAAUUUUUGGUCGGUCCUUAGACCAUUUGGUUUUCGAUAACAACUAGAAAAUGCUUGGUCUCACAGUUGUCAAUUCAAAGGGUGAUUGCCUGUGUUCAGUAGUUGGCCGUAUAGUUUUCCAGAUCGGUAUGUCAAAGGUUAAGGUCACAGUGACCUUGAGACUGAAAACAGUUCCCAUUCAAUAAGAAUACCUUGGCCUGCAGUAGACAAACUUCAUAAAUUAAUUGUUAUCAGUAUCUGGAGAAUGCCUGGGUCUUUGACUGUGAAACUUGAUUGCACGUCUUUGUGUCAUACCAAACUGACUGAGAAUUACUCAUCCAUCUACCUUGGACAGGCCAACUUGAGGACAUUUACAAAGAACUUGUGUUUAAUGUGUGAUGACUUGUAGUCCGUUGUAAAAUUUAAUUUGCUUAAAUCUUAAAAGGUUUGUAUCUUUUUUAUUAUGCAACUGUAUUUAAAGAGAAUAUAAACAUUCAGUGUUUUGGAACGGUAUUUUAAAUAUCUAGACAGAUAAAACAAAAUUGAUCAUAUAAACUUUUGUCAGGCAUAAUCUUAAGUUGAGAAUGGGUAUGAAAGAUCUGUGACAUGGUUCCAACAAGCAGGGAAAACUGUACAACAAUAAAGCUUCUGUGUACUGUCAGGGUUGUCAGCCUUGUUCAAAACUUGAUGCUGGGUAAGAGAUUUAAGCCCACCCAUUUAGCUCAAUAGGCGGUCUAGAAUUUGAUCCCAAAGUGAGGUGUAUGUUCUCCCAUUAUAAUAAGAAAGAAGACAGUGUAUCAGAAGUCAUUUCGUCUUCCACCUCUGAUUCAUGUGAAGAAGUUGGAAUUUAAUUGCAGAGAACAUGUGAAUACUGGGUUAGAAUCCAGGAACACUGGUUAUGUUAACUGUCAGCUGUUACAUGACUGAAAAUUUGUUGAAAAACAGCAAAACACAAAAUAAGCAAACAAAAGGCAAGAUAUUUAUUCGGUGUCCUCAGUCUUCUAUAGUCAACACUGUGAUCAGUUCUGUUUUAUCUGUUUAGAGAUUAAAAGACCUUUCCAGGAAUAUAUAAGUUUAUAGACUUUCUAAGUGUAAAAAAAUGAAAUGAACCUUUGCAGACUUUACAGAUUUAAAUUUCAGGAAAUGUUAUAUGCCACUUAAGGUACACAGUUGUUGUGUAUAUUAUAUAUAUGUGUGUGUAUAAUUGCAGAGCAAUACACACUGGUUUAACAAAUUGAACAGUGAUUUUCAUUGUGUAUAUGAUGAUUUUUGAUAGUUGAUGAACUAAGGUGUAUAACCAGUGUAUACCUACAUUCAGAGCAAGUAUUUAAAAAGAUGUGACUGCACCACAGAUGCAUAUUGUAUUUUAUUGUUGUGUUCACAAUGUUGUAAACUGCCGUUAUGAACAAAUUCUGAUUUUUGUAAACUUGUUCAGUGUCGUGUUUGUGUUUUAUAUACCAUAAAAUGGUGUUUAGUAUAUGUCUAAAGCUGUCAUAGUAUUAGCUAAACUCUUAGAUCAAUGAUUUUAUCCAGAUUUGUUUACAUAGAGGCAUAUUUUAAGUUCCAGGGAAAAUAUGUUGGAUAUUUGUUAUCAAAGAAUUGUAAAUAUUACUCAAAAUAAUUGUUUAUUAUUGAGACUAUUACUUUUGCUGCAAAACACCUUUUGAAUAUUUCAUGUAAACAUACAGAUAGGUCAAUUGUUAAAAUGAUGUUAACAUACAGAUAGGUCAAGUUUUAAAAUGAUGUUAACAUACAGAUAGGUUAAGUUUUAAAAUGUUAACAUACAGUUAGGUCAAGUUUUAAAAUGAUGUUAACACACAGAUAGGUUAAGUUUUAAAAUGUUAACAUACAGAUAGGUCAAGUUUUAAAAUGAUGUUAACACACAGAUAGGUCAAGUUUUAAAAUGAUGUUAACAUACAGAUAGGUCAAGUUUUAAAAUGAUGUUAGCAUACAGAUGGGUCAAGUUUUAAAAUGAUGUUAACAUACAGAUAGGUCAAGUUUAAAAUGAUAACAUAUAACAUUUUUCCUGAGAUCAUCAUUCAUGUUUUCAACACACUUCAAGUUAGAGAAUGCCCCUGUACAGUAUUUGUUAUAACUUUUUAUGACCCCCGGCAUCUACUGAUGCGGGAGGCAUAUAGUGAUUGUCCUGUCCGUCUGUUCAUUCGUUCGUCCAUCUGUACGAAUGUUUUAAUGUUCACAUCUUCUUAACAUCUACAUAAUACAGUUGAUUGUUUCCAGGAAGUAAAUACAAGGAAACACAAGAAAGUUUUAACAUUAUUUUUAUAUAGGAAUAUUUCCCAUCACUGUAGACUAAACUAAGUUUGACCGAUGGUUUCCUCAAAUAAACUGCUUGCUUAACACUUUAUAACUUGAAAGAAUUCAGAAAUGAUUCCUGCAAUCUAGCAAUAUGUAUUCAUUUAGAGUGAGCUUGUUUUGGGUUUCAGAAAUAUACAUAAAGUUGUUUUUAUGUUGAGAAUUAAAAGUCUGGUUCUGUUUUUAUGUGUUCAUGUUGUUGUGAAUUUUACUACUAUUUAUUCUAUUUAUUAACUUCCUAUUUAUUGGUGUAGAUUUUAACAGUAUGUGUAGAAAUGUUUAAGUCAACUCUUACAUGUUAAGACUAUUUAUUAUUGUUAUCAAUGUUAAUGGUAUGAUCAGAUUUUAUUUCAGACUUGUGUAGAAUUAGCUGUCAGCUUAAAUCAUUGCUGUAACUAUAGAGUACUGCAUGUAUAUAUAUUCACUAAAACCUGUUUAUAGGGACAACCUUUAGAAGAGACAAAAACAUAAUCUUUAUAUGCCUUGUUUCAACAUAAUGGGUCUGGUAACUGGUAACUAAACAGAGUGGACAUGUUUUUUGAAGGGAAACGCUGAAAAUUAAGGUUCUAUAACUGGUAACAAAUUGAUUUCCCCAGAGUAAUACAGACACCUUGACUCAGCUGAAUCUUUCCUUUUUCGAUUGAGAUAAAUUAAUUUGUUUUAGUUUAAAUGUUGGUAGCUGCAGGUGUUGUAGAAAUACAUUGUAUUUUAACUGAGGCAGCUUUAUUCUGCAGACCAACAGCCUGAUGCAGCCCUGUUAUCUCUUUACACACAGUUAAACCCCACUGUAAAUGUUUACAUCUGAAUAAAGAUAAUAGUCUGUAAUAUCAGGUGGUCUCAAAGAAUUGAGCUGUAGCACAGUUUGACUGUGUCCUAUCAAAGUGAUUUAUGAAAUACCUGAUUCAGUUGAUAAUGAUACAUGAAUUUAUCUGUACAUGAUUACAUAAAUUGUUAUAAGUUCAACAAUAUGUCUCUUUUUCCUCCUGGAUUAACCCAUAAAAGGCUAAGAAAUGUUACAUAAGUAUCAUUUAGUUGCCUAAUACAAUGUCUGUAAGUUGCUCCAUUUAAACUAUGUUUGAAGCUGUAGUCGAAUUGGGGUGUGCAACUGCUAAAGGCAUUAGCUUUGAUAUUGCUUCAUGUAACAGUUCAACUUACCUGAUCAUUGUGACUGUCUAUGUAAGCCCUGCUUUGCUGUCGGAACUUUAAUUCAAUGAAUUACGUUUUUAAGACAUCAGUCCAAACGACUGUACAUGGGUUAAUAAAAAAUUUACAUGCUCUGAUCAUAUUUUUAUGCCUGCUUCAGGGAACAGGGAAUAUCUUGUUUUGCUCAUUGUCAUUUCGACGAUUGAUAGACCAUUUGGUUUUAUUAAGGAGAGAGAACACUUUGUCUCACGAUAAUUAAACUUUGUAGGAUGAUGGCCUGUAGUCAAUAGAUGGGUUCUGUUGUUUUGUGAGUCAGUAGAUCAAAGGUCGGGGUAACAGUGACGUUGGGAUGAAAACGGUUUCCUCUCUGUAAGCAAAAUGCAACUUUAGACUACAGUCUUCAGACUUAACGUGAUGACUGUGUUCAGUAAAUGACCCCUAUUGUUUCUGGAAUAAACAGGUCAAGGUUAUGAUCACAGCCGCCUCGUCACUGGAAAUGGUUUCCAUUCAGUGAGUCAAAAAUGCUUUUACCUAGAUGUCAAACUUCAUAGGGUGAUUUGUGGUCAGUAAAUGCUCCCUACUGUUCCAGGAGUCAGUACGUCAAAGGUCAAAAUCACGAUAUCAAGACUGAAAAUGGUUAUCGCUCAGUAACUUAAGAACCUAUUGGCCAAUUUUCUUCAAACUACAUAGUAUUAUUGUCUGUCUCUAUUGUUUUUUUUGGGGACAGUUGGUCAAAUAUUGAAGUCACAGUGACUCUGAGACUAAAAACGGUUUCAGCUCAGUAACUACAGAAUGCUUUGGCCAGCAGUCCACAAACUUCAUAGGGUGAUUGAUUGUACAGUCACUAGGCAGUCCAUAUUGAUUUAGGGGUCAGUAAGCCAAUGGUCAAAGUGAUCUUGGGACUAUAACUAGGACAGGCCAUCAUGGGGUUUACAGUAUAUUUACAAACAGUUCUUGACCAUAAUUUCUCUCUGAUGUGAUAAUGGCAUUCUUGAGAUAAUAGAAAAUUGGAAGACAAAUUUUUGCUUCACUUCUUUUUCAUGUCUAAAAAAUCUCCACCUGGACAGUAUCCCCCCCCCCCCCCCACCCCUACAACGUCCCAAUAAAAAAAACUCCCGAUGAUGUUUUCAGUAGAAAAUUCAGGUAAUAGAAUAUUUGAUUAUAAGUUAAUACCAAAUUUUUAUUUCACUUUAAGUGAAUUUAAUUCAUGAUUUGAAAUUAAGUAUAAUUUGUGGGGGGAAAUGAAAUAUGGAUUAUGUUUGGCUAUGUUAGAAUCUGAAAUGGGAGGUAAUCUAUCUAUGUUGGUUGGUUGUUUUACAUUCAGUAUCUAUGAGUUGAUGUGUUGUUUCAGUAGCUUGGCUUAAUGUGAAAUGUAAUUGAUAAGCAGUGCUAGAUUUUGGACUUUUGAUAAUAAAAUGACUGAUGAAACUUA
Messenger RNA from Mercenaria mercenaria, 14292 nucleotides. RefSeq lists its product as uncharacterized. Lineage: Eukaryota; Metazoa; Mollusca; Bivalvia; Venerida; Veneridae. The coding region runs from base 547 to 6750 and encodes 2067 amino acids. Gene Ontology annotation, molecular function: RNA polymerase II cis-regulatory region sequence-specific DNA binding; DNA-binding transcription factor activity, RNA polymerase II-specific. Gene Ontology annotation, biological process: regulation of transcription by RNA polymerase II. The transcript is spliced from 9 exons. The record is from RefSeq and is a predicted model, not a curated record.